AUGAGCGAGAAUCUGCACACCAUCAUUCAUCAUGUCGACUUUUUUCCUUUGCGAGUAAGUGGGGGGCCCCUUUUCAAAUGUUUGGCCUUUGCCGAACAACUGCGUUUUCAAAGUUAUUUGACCUUGCCGAAUGUGGCUGUUUUCAUCGCAAAAAGUGAGUUCUGAAGAGCAGAAAUGUUAUUUAUAAAAUCAAACAAUUGACAUACAUUUUGUUCUCAGAUCCGAGUUUUCCGAAACGGAGACAUGUUUGACCAGGGACGUAUUCUGGUGGUCACCCGGAAGCAGUUUAAGCAUUGGAUAGUCUUCCUAGACGCCCUCACUGCACUCCUCAGAACUGCGACCGCGGUCAGGAGACUUUUCACCAUACAAGGGAUACCAAUUCAUCACGUGAGCCAUUUACUCCUCGUUUUUCUGUAUUUUCUGUUCUUUCAGUUUGACGAAUUGGAGACGAAUGGGGAGUACGUGGCAGUGGAGAGUGGUCCGUACAUCAGUGUGCCCUAUGGUCAAACUAGAUUCACUUUGCGCGGCAAAGUCAGAUUCCUGAACACAAGUUUCAUUCCUUUCCAUAUUCGCACUUUUUCAGCGUUACAAUCCGAUAAUUCGAGUUUCCCAAAUCGUUCCGACAUUUCUCAAUUCGGCGGAAAGCAUGGAUAUCUAUUUGAAGAAGGAGGGAUACGGAACAAUCACAGGUAGGGAGGGGGCACUUGUCCUCUGUGGGAGCAACUAUCGGAAACUGCUAUACGUCCGGUCGUUGUUCGCGAACAAUUUGAGACAUAAUUCAGGUCUGCCCUAUCCAUUCGACGGAAUUCUAACGAGGAGUCCGAGUGCAUCGAACAUCCAAAUAAAGCAUCUUCAGUCGCAUAUUCCUCCUCUAAAAGUAAGUUGGCCCACUUCUCCGACUGUCUCAAUUAAGUUCUCGUAGAUUGGAGGAAGCAUGGAACAUCUGAAUGAACUGGGAACUGCCAGUUGGUUGGGUAAGAAUGAGAAGUGGAUGAUGGGCGAAAGAGUGAAGGUCGAGCCGAAAGGGACUGAUAAAGAAGAGGUGCUAAGUUCGGAGAUGAAGGAAACGGAAGGAAGCACGGCUUCUGAGAAGCAGAAGAGCACGACGAAGCUCCCGAGACUUCUCAACUCAAACCGUUCUUUCAAAAGAGGUAACCGUAUCAAUUCCAGCUAUUCUUUAAUAUUUUUCAUUCGCCUUCAGAGACGCCGGCUCAUAAAUCGACUGCUGUGUCGGAGGAAGUGAGGAAUAUUUGUGAGAACCUUCCGCCGAUCGACCUGAAAGGAAUCACUUCAAACGAACAAAACGAGGUGAAGCAGAAGAACGACAGCGAUACGAUUUCAAUAAAAACCGAGGAAGAAGUGAUUUCGAUUCUGAAACCCGAGAAGGCGACGACGGAGUCAAUUGUUUCGUCAAAGGUUUCCAGAAAUAUGGCUCCGGCCGACGAUGAAGUACGGUAUCAUCGAUCGUAUCAAGUGACCGAAACCACGUUCCGGACGAGUGGGAAAGGGGCCGAAGAGCCGGAAAAGGAAACAGAAAAAGCGAGUGAAAAGGAGAUAACGGAGAUGGGGCAAGGAAAGAAAUCAGAGAAAAAGGAGCGAGCCAAGUGGACGGAUGGUGCUCUCAGAAGAGAUAAAUCGGUGGAGACGAAGAAGAACGGGGCGGCGGAGCAGAAGAAAAAGAAGGAAGAUAUCGGAAAGAUUGAAGAGAAAUCAACUAGGAAAGCGGAAGAAGUUGUGGAGCAAAAGGAUCGGAGGAAGGAGGCGACGAAGGGAGAACUAAGACAGCUCGACGUGGAUAUAAAUGACAUUCCAAUACGCUCAGACGUCACGAAUCCAAUCGGAAACACUUCAAAAAUAGGUAAGGACUCGGAAUGAAUCUGCCGGAGUUUCUCUGCUUUCUUUCAGUGACAAGCCGUUCGAGUAUGCACUUGUUUGUCGACGAAUUCGUUGCGGAGGAUGAGCUAGAUGACGUCAUCGGAAGAGCCGCCCUUUGGGAUCAGAACAGAAGGCGUCAGAAGAUGCGUCAGCAGUGUACUCAGACCAGCGGAUCGCUCCGUUCAGUUUCGGCUCCUCGACGUAGAGUUCAAUUAUUCGAUCCUGAUUUCGAUUAA
Molecule: messenger RNA, 2111 nt
Organism: Caenorhabditis sp. 36 PRJEB53466
Lineage: Eukaryota; Metazoa; Nematoda; Chromadorea; Rhabditida; Rhabditidae
Source: the annotation of a GenBank genome assembly